This is a messenger RNA of Peromyscus californicus insignis, 2528 nucleotides long. It is a transcript of the gene Ldlrap1, whose product is annotated as low density lipoprotein receptor adaptor protein 1. The coding region runs from base 88 to 1011 and encodes 307 amino acids. NCBI's taxonomy places the organism in Eukaryota, Metazoa, Chordata, Mammalia, Rodentia, Cricetidae. The transcript has 9 exons. Gene Ontology annotation, cellular component: early endosome. The record is from RefSeq and is a predicted model, not a curated record.
GGCGCGCGCCGCCUGGCCCGGCGGAAAGUUUUCCUGGAGGAGUUUUGGCGGCGGCGGCGGCGGCGGCGGCGGCGACCGGAGCUGGCCAUGGACGCGCUCAAGUCGGCGGGGCGCGCGCUGAUCCGGAGCCCCAGUCUGGCCAAGCAGAGCUGGGCGGGCGGCCGGCAUCGCAAGCUGCCGGAGAACUGGACCGACACCCGGGAGACCCUGCUGGAGGGCAUGGUUUUCAGCCUCAAGUACCUUGGCAUGACGCUGGUGGAGCGGCCCAAGGGUGAGGAGCUCUCUGCAGCUGCCGUCAAGAGGAUCGUGGCCACAGCCAAGGCCAGCGGGAAGAAACUGCAGAAGGUAACACUCAAGGUGUCGCCCCGGGGGAUCAUCCUGACGGACAGCCUCACUAGCCAGCUCAUUGAGAACGUGUCCAUUUACAGGAUCUCCUACUGUACCGCAGACAAGAUGCACGACAAGGUGUUCGCUUACAUCGCCCAGAGCCAGCACAGCGAGAGCCUGGAGUGCCACGCCUUCCUCUGCACCAAGCGGAAAGUGGCACAAGCCGUCACCCUCACUGUAGCCCAGGCCUUCAAAGUUGCCUUUGAGUUUUGGCAGGUGUCCAAGGAAGAGAAAGAGAAGAGGGAGAAAGCCAACCAGGAGGGAGGCGACGCCUCAGGGACCCGAUGUGACGGCACCUCCUCAUUGAAAAGCUUGGUUGCCACUGGAAACCUGCUGGAUUUGGAAGAGGUAGCUAAGGCCCCGUUGUCUACAGUCACCGCUAACACCAACAACAUGGACGAGACACUGCGGCCUCCAGUCUUGGGCAACAGCAGUGUUGUCUGGGAGCUGGAUGAUGGCCUGGAUGAAGCCUUUUCAAGGCUAGCACAGUCACGGACGAACCCUCAAGUCCUGGACACUGGGCUCUCAGCACAGGACAUCCAGUAUGCGCAGUGCUUGUCGCCCACCGACUGGGACAAGCCUGACAGCGGUGGCAUCGAUCAGGAUGACUUCUUCAACUUCUGAGGGCCUGGGACCAGCAGGACACACUGGCCUUGACUUGUGAUGGACCAAAAGCCACUUGCAGCAGGGUGGCCGUCUCCAGGAGCCGAGAGCUGCAGUUAUCAGGGAGAGAGGGCAGAAAGGGCCGGGACUAUCCAGUCAGUGACUCCUGGUCUACACUCGGAAACCAGGUUUGCUUCCGUCAGGCGCCCACGGUGUGUGCAGGGCAGGGCCUGGCCUCCUGGUGCCCCUCCUGCUGUGGGUGUCAAGACAACGACCAAAGCAUUCCAUGUUCCUUUUCUCCUCAGGCAGUGCAAGCCUGUCAUUCUUUGUGCACUGGAGGGGACAUGGCCUUUAGGGGAGCUGGGGCCCUCGAGUUCAGCUUCUUUGGGGCAGCCCCUGACCAAAGACACGUAGCUCUGCACUUUAACUCUCACAGAACGGACAUGGGUUUGAGGUCCUCGCUGGUGCUGGGGAGUAGAGCCUGCCUCCUGCCCUCCCUCCACAAGAGGGCCACCGUCCCUGAGGUGGUCGGUAGAGUGCUAGGACCUAGUGUGCCAGCUGCCUGGACUUCCAGUCUCACCGCAGCCGUGGGGGUCGCCUCUGUGGCUCCCCAGCAGACAAAGCUGGGCCUGCUUUUCUGUUUUUGUCUGUGUGUCCUUGUGUGUGCUCCAUCUUCUGCCCACCCCCCUCCAGUUCUGGGACGAUACCAAAGCCUCGCACUAGGUUGUGGCAGAAUAUUUUUCAUCCAUUUUACAGAUAAGGAAACUGAGGCAACACAUGUUGGGAGGGGGGGUGGAGUUGAGAAUAGAACCCAGGUCUGAUACCAAAGCUGCUGUCGGUCCGCCCACCUCUCACAGCCCACGCCCCCCUUCUCUCCAGUUUUGUUGUCCUCCCAGGAACCAAAAAGCCCUAGCUAUUUUCUGACCAAAAUGUGUUUCAUAACAAUCCAUCUGGUGCCUUUCCACACAGCGCUGGCUCAGGCCUCCAUGCCCUGCUAGCUGCCACGCUGCUGACUUCCGGGGAGGUGUGUUUUGAAGUCUGUCGAUUCCACGGGUGAAACGGAAUCCUCCAGAAGCAUCUUCCUGAUGUGGCAGCCCCAGUGGUCCCCCCAACCCCACCCGGUGGUCGGGCAGUCCAGUGGUGAGCUGUUUUAGUCUCGCUGGUCCCAUGGGCUCUGGCAUCCUGAACCUCAGCCAAGCCACGAGCAUCUUUGCAUCGCUAGGAGCCCCCAGUGGCCGGGCUUAUGAGAGCAGGUCUCAGUAGCCCCAGGAAAACCACAUCAGCAUGACUUAGUUCCCAGCUCUGGGUGCCUGAGUCAGACCCUUGCCUUAAGGAAGGCACUUGGAGAAUCCUCACUAGAACAAGGGUAGCUCCUUUUCCCCAGCCAGCUCCAGGGUCCUGAGUGCGAAGGACUGCUAUGGUGUUGGGUGGUGCUGUGGUCUUGACAGACUGUCCACUUCCUGUUCCUGCUGGGUGAAGCUGGAAAGGCGGCUCUGAGGAAGAAACAAUAAAUGUUCCCUUUUUAUGUGUAAGCAUCA